Molecule: messenger RNA, 2889 nt
Organism: Oryza sativa Japonica Group (Japanese rice)
Lineage: Eukaryota; Viridiplantae; Streptophyta; Magnoliopsida; Poales; Poaceae
Product: wall-associated receptor kinase 5
Biological process (GO): cell surface receptor signaling pathway; protein phosphorylation
Cellular component (GO): plasma membrane
Molecular function (GO): protein serine/threonine kinase activity; calcium ion binding; polysaccharide binding
Source: RefSeq, a predicted model, not a curated record
AUAGCCCGCUGUCCUUCUCUCUCUUCAUUUAUCUUCUUAAAAUAUGUUUGUAGCUGCUAUUGUACCUGCUCUAAUUGUAAAACAAUGGUAGUACUAUCUUGAAGCAAUGGUUGAACAGAAGGUCAAUGCAGAUGCAACCUGCAGGCUUGCUAGUCAACGAAACGCGUGCAUUUGCAUCGUCGUUGUGUCAUGUCGUCAAGCUGGCAGGUCAAAGCUAAGCUAGGACGACGUGCGACUGUGACACUUCACCUGCAGAUACAUACACCCACAGUUUCUGACUUCUCAAUUCAGUCGGCCAUGCUGCCUUGAUGAUCGAUCGAUGCAAAGGCAGGCAGGAGGAUUCAUUUCCAUGGCGUGGUCAAUGCCACCGCUGGCUUUGUUCGCCGCCGUGCUGGCGCUGCAGCAAGCUAUCGCCGCCGCCGCGGCGGCCGGAGACUGCCCGACCACCUGCGGCGACGUGGCCGUGCCGUUCCCGUUCGGCAUCGGCGCCGGCUGCUACCACUUGCCCGGGUUCAACCUCACCUGCGACCGGAGCAGCGACCCGCCGCGGCUGCUCCUCGGCGACGCCGCCGCGUUCCAGGUGCUCAACGUCUCCAUCGUCAACGCCACGGUGCGCGCCGCCCGCGUCGGCGGCAUAAACAUCACCUACGGCGGCGGGAACACGUCGUCGGCCGACGAGGGACGCGGCGCUUGGCGGGGGCUCGGCGACGGCGGGCCGUUCGCGCUGUCCGAGGAUCGCAACGAGCUCGUCGUCGUCUGGGGGUGCGACGUCGUGGCGCUGCUCACCGACGGCGGGGGGAGCGGCAACAGCAGCAACGUCACCAUCAGCGGCUGCGCCUCCUUCUGCCCCGGCACCGACGCCGGCGGCCAAGCGAUCGCCGCCCCAGCGGGUUCCACGAUGUCGCUGACCGAGGACAGGCGGUGCACCGGCGUCGGCUGCUGCCAGAUGCCCAUCAGCGUCGGCCGCGACUCCUACCAAGUGCGUCUCCGCCGGCUCAACCCGAGCCCGCCCCAGCCGCCGCCGCCGCAGGGCGCCGGCGACCCGACGGUGGUGCUCAUCGCGGAGCAAGGGUGGGUCGCCGAGGCCUCUAGGUCCACCCGAGGCUACCCGCUCCCGGUCACCUUCGACGAGACGGCGGUGCCCGUGUUGCUGGGGUGGAUGAUCGCGUCGACCCGCGUCGGCGCCGACGGCGAGGUGCCGGUGAACUCGACGUGCCCCGCCGACGCCGCGCGCAGCGCCUGCAAGAGCAGCCACAGCUCGUGCCGCAACGUCUCCAGCUCCGCGCGCGCCGGCUACGUCUGCGACUGCGACGCCGGCUUCCAUGGCAACCCCUACCUCGCCACCGGAUGCCAAGACAUCAACGAGUGCGAGCGUGCAGAGGAGCACGGUUGCUUCGGCGAGUGCAUCAACACGGCCGGAUCGUUCCUGUGCCGGUGCCCUGCAGGAAUGCAAGGCAACUACACCCAACGCAAUGGAUGUUUCAGACCUCCUCUUCCUGCUCGUUCUUCUACAGGUUUAAGCAUCGGUGUGGGUGUCAGUAGUGCUGCAAGCCUUAUACUUAUAGUGAUCAUGGCGAUCUUCAUCAUCCGCAAGCAGAAACGCAGGAGGGCCAAGAAGAUUAGGCAGAAGUACUUCAAGCAGAAUCGUGGGCAGCUACUGCAGCAACUGGUAGCUCAGAGGGCUGACAUUGCAGAGAGGAUGAUCAUACCGUUGGGUGAGCUCAAGAAGGCAACAAACAACUUUGAUAGAGCUCGUGAGCUCGGCGGCGGCGGCCAUGGCACCGUGUACAAGGGGAUCUUGUCCGAUCUCCAUGUCGUCGCCAUCAAGAAAUCAAAGAUUGCAGUUCAAAGGGAGAUCGAUGAGUUCAUAAACGAGGUUGCCAUUCUCUCGCAGAUAAACCAUAGGAACGUGGUGAAGCUUUUCGGAUGUUGCCUCGAGACAGAAGUGCCAUUGCUUGUCUAUGAGUUCGUUUCCAAUGGAACCCUUUACAGCCAUCUCCAUGUCAGUGGACCAAGAUCACUACCAUGGAGUGACAGAUUGAGGAUUGCAACUGAGACAGCCAAAGCUAUUGCCUAUCUGCACUCAUCAGUUUCAAUCCCAAUAAUCCACAGAGAUAUCAAGUCCACUAAUAUACUCCUCGAUGACACUCUGACCUCCAAGGUGUCAGACUUUGGAGCUUCAAGAUGUAUCCCGGUUGAUCAAACAGGGGUAACAACAAAGGUUCAGGGAACCUUAGGAUACAUGGAUCCGGCAUACUAUUACACUCAGAGGCUUACAGAAAAGAGCGACGUGUACAGCUUCGGGGUCAUUCUUGUAGAGCUUCUCACAAGGAAGAAGCCAUUUUCUCACCUGACACCUGAGGGUGAAGGUCUGGUUGCACAUUUUGUCACUUCAUUUACAGAAGGCAAUCUAGUUGGAGUGUUAGACCUGCAAAUCAUGGAGGAGGCAGACAUGAAAGUUGUCGAAGUAGUAGCUACGCUAGCUGUGACAUGUGUAAAUCUGAGAGGAGAGGACCGGCCUACCAUGAGACAGGUUGAGAUGGCACUUGAAGGCAUUCAGGCAUCCAGGGAAAAUGUUUCAGGUAAUCUUUCUGCAGAGAAGCUUGGAGAGAGCAAUAAUGUCGCGAGGGAUUUCAUGCCAAGCCAAGAAGGAAGAAGCAUGACAGAAGGGACUAGGCAAUAUAGUUUGGAAGAAGAGUUCUUGUUGUCUUCAAGGUACCCUCGGUAGUUUUCUGGUCAUCUGUGUUCAUGUAAAGCUGAUUUCAGUUUCAUUUUUCCCCAAGGAGUUUAUGUGUUCUUUAAAGAAUUGAAAAUUACCCUCAUUCGAGUUAAAAACAAUGGGCCAUGACAUGCUUCUUACCAAUCGGUAGCCUUGCCAUUUACCCUUUA